AAUCAGCGACAAAGGGUGUGUCUUCUUUACCAAUUCACUUACAAACCCCGCCCUAUACGGCGCCGGAUGUUGGCACCUGUUUCCCUGGUAACCAGUACCGGAAGUGUGGUGUGCAGCAGUCUGCAGGACCUAGAGCAACUAAAGCAGAAGAAAUGGUGCGCUUACACGUGAAACACGGCGAUGAGAGCCAGUUCCUGUUUGAUACAACUGUUACCGUUUCUGUAGAGGAGCUGACCAAGCAAGUGGCCUCCAUAUACAAUGGACGACUAAAAGUCAGUAGGAUCUGUACAGAGAUGGAAGAACUGGCUGAACACGGCAUUACACUGCCACCCAACAUGCAAGGGUUAACAGACGAGCAGAUCGAGGAUCUGAAGCUGAAAGAUGAGUGGGAAACAAAAUGUGUGCCCAGCGGGGGAAGCGUCUUCAAGAAGGACGAGCUUGGAAGGAGGAAUGGACAUGCACCAAAUGAGAAUAUGAAGAAGGUUUUGCAGAAAACAAUGGAGGAAGCCAAAGCUUUAAUAUCAAAGAAACAAGCAGAAGCCAAUGUAUGUGUCACUAUGGAGAUGGUGAGAGAUGCCCUGGAUCAGCUCCGGGGAGCUGUCAUGAUUGUAUAUCCAAUGGGAUUGCCUCCACAUGAUCCUAUUCGGAUGGAGUUUGAGAAUAAUGAAGAUCUCUCAGGAACUCAGGCUGGACAGAUGGUGAUUGAGGAGCCUGGUGCCCAGUUGUGGUGGGCUGGAAAAGAGCUGCUGAGAAAACAGAAACUUGUAGAAUACAUUGGCAAAAACGAGAAGACUAAAAUUAUUGUGAAGAUACAAAAGAGAGGACAAGGAGCCCCAGCGCGGGAACCUGUAAUAACUGAGGAGGAGCAGAAGAAGAUGAUGAUGUUUUACCACAGGCGCCAGGAAGAGCUUAAGAAACUUGAAGAGGAUGAGGAUUUGGCGCACUUAAACGCGGAAUGGGCGGACAGCAGCUCUUUGAAAAGACAAUUCCAAGGUGUGAAAGACAUUAAAUGGAGACCAAGAUAAAGACGUCUUAUUCCUUUUCUUGUGUUUGUAUGUUGCCCUCUCCUGUUUUUGAAUAAAUUAUCUUUA
Molecule: messenger RNA, 1091 nt
Organism: Hyla sarda
Lineage: Eukaryota; Metazoa; Chordata; Amphibia; Anura; Hylidae
Gene: CFAP298
Product: cilia and flagella associated protein 298
Exons: 8
Coding region: 153-1025 (290 amino acids)
Biological process (GO): regulation of cilium movement
Source: RefSeq, a predicted model, not a curated record